Messenger RNA from Corapipo altera (White-ruffed manakin), 3092 nucleotides. It is a transcript of the gene LRRC4B, whose product is annotated as leucine rich repeat containing 4B. Gene Ontology annotation, cellular component: plasma membrane. The record is from RefSeq and is a predicted model, not a curated record. Gene Ontology annotation, molecular function: protein binding. NCBI's taxonomy places the organism in Eukaryota, Metazoa, Chordata, Aves, Passeriformes, Pipridae.
UCCCAGCACCACCCGGGGCCCUGAAGCCGGAGAUGCCCCUUGGCCAUGGCGGCCCCGGCGCCCCUUAAGAUGCCAGCGGCGUCGCCGCCAGCGCCCAUCCUGCUGCUGCUGCUGCUGCUCCUGGCGGCGCCAGCGGUGCCGGGGGCCGCGCCCACGCCCUGCCCAGCCGCCUGUACCUGCAGCAACCAGGCGAGCCGGGUGAUCUGCACCCGGCGCGAGCUGCUGGAGGUGCCCUCGAGCAUCUCAGUGAACACCCGCUACCUGAACCUGCAGGAGAACCACAUCCAGGUGAUCCGCACCGACACCUUCAAGCACCUGCGGCACCUGGAGAUCCUGCAACUCAGCCGCAACCUGGUCCGGAAGGUGGAGGUGGGCGCCUUCAACGGGCUACCCAACCUCAACACCUUGGAGCUGUUUGACAACCGGCUCACCACGGUGCCCACCCAGGCGUUCGAGUACCUCUCCAAGCUGAGGGAGCUGUGGCUGAGGAACAACCCCAUCGAGAGCAUCCCAUCCUACGCCUUCAACCGGGUGCCAUCGCUGCGGCGCCUUGACCUGGGCGAGCUCAAGCGCCUCGAGUACAUCUCGGAGGCCGCCUUCGAGGGGCUGGUGAACCUGCGCUACCUCAACCUGGGCAUGUGCAACCUCAAGGAGAUCCCCAACCUCACCGCCCUGGUGAGGCUGGAGGAGCUCGAGCUGUCGGGGAACCGGCUGGGCCGGGUGCGGCCAGGGUCGUUCCAAGGCCUGGGGAGCCUGAGGAAGCUGUGGCUGAUGCACGCGCGGGUGGCGGCGGUGGAGAGAAACGCCUUCGACGACCUCAAAGCCCUGGAGGAGCUCAACUUGGCCCACAACGAUCUGGCCUCGCUGCCCCACGACCUGUUCGCUCCCUUGCACCGCCUGGAGCGUGUCCACCUCCACCACAACCCGUGGCGCUGCGACUGUGACGUGCUCUGGCUCAGCUGGUGGCUGCGGGAGACGGUGCCCAGCAACACCAGUUGCUGCGCCCGGUGCCACGCGCCACCGGCACUGCGGGGCCGGUACCUGGGCGAGCUGGAGCCAGGCCACUUCACCUGCUACGCGCCCGUCAUCGUGGAGCCGCCGGCCGACCUCAACGUCACCGAGGGCAUGGCGGCCGAGCUCAAGUGCCGCACGGGCACGGCCAUGACCUCGGUCAACUGGUUGACGCCCAAUGGGACGCUGAUGACACAUGGCUCGUACCGGGUGAGGAUCUCGGUGCUGCACGACGGCACGCUCAACUUCACCAACGUGACGGUGCAGGACACGGGCCAGUACACCUGCAUGGUCACCAACGCCGCCGGCAACACCACGGCCUCGGCCACGCUCAACGUCUCGGCCGCUGACGCUGCCGCCGCCGCCGCCGCUGCCGCUGCCGCAGCCACGGGCUACACCUACUUCACCACGGUCACUGUGGAGACCACCGAGGGCGGCGGUGAAGAACAAGCCCCCCAGACCCCGCCGGCGCCCACAGCACCCGGGUGGGACCCCUCCGGCGGCUCCACGGCGGCGCCGGCCACGCGCGCCACAGGGAAGCCCUUCACGGUGCCCAUCACUGCUGCCGCCGCGGCGGGUGCCGGGGCAGCGGGAGGGGGUCUCCAAGACCUGGAUGACGUGCUGAAGACCACCAAGAUCAUCAUCGGGUGCUUCGUGGCCAUCACCUUCAUGGCGGCCGUGAUGCUGGUGGCCUUCUACAAGCUGCGCAAGCAGCACCAGCGCCACAAGCACCGCGGGGGCCCCGCGCGCGCCGUGGAGAUCGUCAACGUCGAGGACGAGCUCUCGGGGGGCCCGGCGGGGGCGGGGGGGGGUGUGGGGGGCACGUCGGGGGGGGGGGGGACGUCGGGGGACAACAGGCUGGCGCUACCGGCGCUGGAGAGGGAGCACCUGGACAGGUAUGCAGCACUGGCCGCCCACUAUGGGGGUCCAGCGGCGGCACUGGGGUGCGGGAAGACCCCCCUGCUCAACUCGGUGCAUGAGCCACUGCUGUUCAAGAGCCCCUCCAAGGAGAACGUGCAGGAGACCCAGAUUUGACCCCCCCCCAAAAGAAAGUGAGGGGUGGGGACCCCAUUCUCCUGCUCAGAGACUCAAUUCUGGCCCCCCUGGAAAGGGGGAACGGGGACCCCCCAAACCUGGACUUGACUCCCCCCAGAAAGGGGGAACGGGGACCCCCCCUAAACCUGGACUUAACCCCCAUGAAAUGGGGGGAACAGAGAACCCCCUCCUGCUCAGAGACUUGGAUCUGUGACCCCCCCAGAAAGGGGGAACAGGGACCCCCCCGCCCCCAAAACCUGGACGUGACCCCUCCCAGAAAGGGAGAACUUGGACUUGACCCCCCCAUCCUGAAAUGAGGGGGUGUGGGGACCCCCCCUAAACCACAGACCUGGACCUGACCCCCCUGAAAUGGGGGAGCAGAGACCCCCCCCCCGACCUGUGGACUGGGAUGUGACUGCCCCCCAAAACGAGGGGCGUGGAGACCCUCCCCUAAACCCCAGACUUGGACCUGAACCCCCUGAAAAAAGAGGGAGUAGGGAUCCCCCCAAACCUGAACUUGACCCCCUGAAAUGAGGGAAAAAGGGACCCCCCCUUAAACCUGGACUUGACCCCCCAUGGAAGGAGAGGGACUGAGGACCCCCCUAAACCACAGACCUGGAUCUGACCCCCUCCUCAAACCCCUCCUGUUCCAGAGCCCCCCCAAGGAGAACGGGCAGGAGACCCAGAUUUGGCCCCCAUCAAAAGAAAAUGAGGGGUGGGGACCCCCUUCUCCUGCCCAGAGACUCAAUUCGAACUCCCCGGAAAGGGGGAACGGGGACCUCCCUAAACCUGGACUUAAUCCCCCUUAAACCACAGACCUGCAUCUGACCCCCCACAAAAUUGGGAAGUGGGGACCUGCCCCCCCCAACUUAUGGACCUGGAUCUGACCCCCCCCAAAAUGAGGGGGGGGGAGUGUGGGGACCCCCCCAAAACGGGGGGGCACAGGGGGACCCCACCGACCCAGUUCUGACCCCCCCAAAAUGAGGGAGGGGGCCUGGGAACAACCCCCUCCCCCCAAAAAAAAACCCCACCCUGUGAUGCCCACC